AUGCCCAGCCCGGAGCAGGAGCUCCAGGGCGUGCCUGACGAAGAGCUGCACCUGGAGCUGGACGUAUCGGGAGACGGCGACAUGGAAGCCAAGAUCGCCUGCAUCCUCUGCCACCGGACGCAGGUGGCCCCCGACUGGCCCUACCACCGCGUCCCCCGCAACGUAACCGCCCGCAUCCUGGGGCGGGAGUUCUACGUCCGCGCCCACCCGUCGGUGGCCGACGGCGAAACGGUCGGCGCCGACUUCUUCGCGGGGCUGUAG
This is a messenger RNA of Geodia barretti, 261 nucleotides long. Lineage: Eukaryota; Metazoa; Porifera; Demospongiae; Tetractinellida; Geodiidae. The record is from the annotation of a GenBank genome assembly.